CAAAAAAUAACAUUUGAAUGACAAACACGACUGAAACAACACGACAACAACAACAGUCCCAACCCAUCGCUUAAAAAAAUUUAAUGAUUCAAAAAAAAACUUUAUAUUAAUAUAACUGAAAAAUAAUUUGCUUAUAAUAUAUAUAAAAAACAAACAAAAAGAGUUAACAACAAAAAAAUAUUUAUUGUCACAUAAAAAAUAUUAUUAUUAAUAAAAAGUUUAUUAUAUGUGAUGUCAUGCCUGUAGAGGACGGACCCAAUCGUUACCAAAGAUCAGCCGCAGCAGCAGCUAUCAGUUUAGUACAGGGAGAUACCAGUGCUAGUACUACUAAUACUACCAGUCCUACUCAACCACAACAACUACCAGUGCUUAACAUUAACAACAAACAACUACUAAGACAAGUAUCCAAUAGAUUAAAUACGUUUAAACAAUGGCCCGAUCGGGACAGUCAACCAAUAGCCAAACAGUUGGCUGCUACGGGUUUCUAUUAUACGGGCACUGGCACUAAUCUCAAGUGCAUCGAGUGUAACGGACAGCUCCGGGCGCCCGGCGAUCGGACAAUCGUUUAUUGCACGGAUGAUCGACAACAGCAACAGUUGUCCAUCGAUAGGCACCGGCAGUUGUUUCCCAAUUGUCGUCAAAACUUUCUAACAAAUAAUCACCACUUGAACAGUGGUCACUAUAAUCACCCCCAGAUCAACAACAAUCUAGUCUUACCCAACAAUUAUAGCACUACUACUACUCAUACACGCAAUAAUACAAUCCCCACAUCAUUAAAUAUUAACGGCACCGGUAUUACUACUACUGUACAGUCAUUAUUAUCAUUAUCACAACCACUGACAUUAUCAUCAACAAAGCCAUCAACUCUAUUAUCUUCGGCGGCACCCAAUGGUCAUCAUCAGCUGGUUGUGGUGUCUUCGGCUAAAAGAAACUCAGAUUCAGACGACUCGGGCAACAAUAGCGACAGUUCCUCACUAUUAAGUAGCUCUCCGUCAUCUGACGAUAUGUCUAGCAGUGGCAGCUCCUCCUCCUCAACAACUAGUGGCAACCCAUCGACUACUGGAUCUGGAACCGGAUCGAUGAGUCCCAGUCCUACUGAUGAGUUUAGCGAUGAUCAUACAUCAAGACAUCAUCAACAACAACAACAUAACAAUAUUGAUGACCAUCAAAAUAUACCAACAAUUAUGAGAAACAAUAUACCAAUUAGUCCAACGGCGACAACAAACACAAACACUGUUGUCAGUGAUAUGACAUUAGCUGAGCUCCGGGAGACUAUGAAAUCCGAACGAAACCGACGAAACAGUUACUAUGUAAACGGUUUGUCUCUAUGGACAGUACCCCAGGUGUUGCCGACAGAUCUGGCCAGAGCUGGCUUCUACAUGUUAGACAACGAUCGGGUGCAGUGUGCAUUUUGUACGGGCAUUGUUAGCAACUGGGCUCCGGGUCUGCGACCACUUGACGAACACUCAAAACACUUCCCGUUGUGUCCGUUCAUAAUGGAAGAGGAUGUAGGAAACCAACCGAUCGGUUUCGACCCGAUUCGCGAUCCGCAACCAGUGAUCGGUCACGACGUUUGCGGUUCGGGUCAUACGUCGCCGGCCGAACAAAUUGUCGGCGAUGUUAUCGUCACACCAACCGGUCAGCCACCGCUUCGUGUACCGCCUGAUGUCGAAUCGUUGGGCGUUCACUUGUAUUCCGGACCCAAAUGUUCCGAAAUGGGUCCACUGGACAGCCGUAAGACAACCUUUGCGACAGUCAACGGCUGGGAUCUGUCUAUACCGGUCAGCACCGAUAGGUUAGCCGAAGCUGGCUUUUACUAUAUCGGUUACGCCGAUGCGGUCAAAUGUUUUCAUUGCGGGGGCGGUUUAGCUGAAUGGGCACCGGGCGAUGAUCCCUGGAUCGAGCAUGCCAAAAAAUUUCCUAACUGUUCCUUUCUUAAGCUAAACAAAUCGCAAACAUUUAUACAGGAAUGUCACCGUUUGGAUCAGGUAGCACAGGGAGCUGCUGCUAAUAACAAUGACAUUGUUAAUAAUAAUAAUAGCAUCAGUAACACAACGACUACCACUCCCACCGCCAACACAACAACAACCGGUAGCGGCUCCAGUAGUAUCGGUAAUACUAAUAGAGAAGCUGAACUCGCCUGUCAAAUGGUCGACCAAUGGCUGGCCAACAAUCCGGUUGUCCGACAACUGAUGGAUCUGAAUCUCUACUCAGUGGACGUACUGAGGGCUACACUUAACCAAAGGUAUUAUCAGUGUCGACGACCGUACGACUCGUUUGCCCAGUUGUACGAUGCGGUCAGCACUCAGGCGGCCAAUCAUCGUUUGUUUGGCUCUGUGUCUGCGGUAGCGUCGGCGGCGGCCAAUUGUCCGCAUAUUGUUGUCCAUAAUAAUAAUAAUAAUUUGCCGCUAAUUAAUAGUCAAACAAGAGAUAAUACAGCAACAAAUCAGCUAAAUGUUAACAACAUUACAUCACCACAACCACCACCACAACAGCCAAAAUCCCAGUCCAUGUCUUCCAUAAACAGUGAACCCAACGAUACAACCGCCACCACCAAAACAGCACCAACAUUGACAACACAGUUGUCUGGGUCGUCAUCGACCGGUUCACUACUGGUGGCCAAUCAGAACCAAAUUUCAAUGUCCACUACCAAUGCCGGCGGCAGCGGCGGCGGUUCGGACACUAAUAACCGAUUGCUUUGCAAAAUAUGUCUAUUGAAAGAAAUAGAGAUUGUAUUUCUUCCGUGCGGUCAUCAGUUGGCGUGUAUUGAAUGCGCCGAACGUUUAACCGAUUGUCCCGUUUGUCGGCAGACCAUCAAAGGUCUUGUCCGCACAUUUUUUUCAUAGAUAUAUAUAUAUAUAAUAGCAUAGGAUAUACCAAAAAAAAUAAAAAUAAACAUUUUUUUAAUUUUUUAUAAUAAU
Oppia nitens is the source of this 2921-nucleotide messenger RNA. Its product is annotated as baculoviral IAP repeat-containing protein 2-like. Gene Ontology annotation, biological process: regulation of cell cycle. The record is from RefSeq and is a predicted model, not a curated record. Lineage: Eukaryota; Metazoa; Arthropoda; Arachnida; Sarcoptiformes; Oppiidae. The coding region runs from base 237 to 2846 and encodes 869 amino acids. The transcript is spliced from 4 exons. Gene Ontology annotation, cellular component: spindle microtubule; nucleus; cytoplasm.